UCACUUACUUCUCUGUCAGGAGACCGGUGAACGUGCUUUCGUUUUCCUUUUCUGUUUACUUUCGAAGAUGAAAGCCGGUUUCGUGGAUGUCAUUUCUGCUACUUGAGUUCACUUACAGGAAAUCUUUUCUCAAGCCCCUGUUUGGAUGGCUUUCUCAUAAAUAGCGCUUCUUUAAACCCCCCUUCGACGCCACCGGGUCUCAUACGAAACAUGAGCGGAGGGGGACUGAAGUUCUUUCGUCUGCGCCGUGUGCUCAAAGGCACUCUGGUAACUGCCGCAUUAGGAGGUACACUGUACACAUUACAUCGCAAUGAAUGGGAUGUCAGUAGCAUCGGAGCCGUGCGGAUUGCUCGUGCGGCAUUUACUGUUAGCCGAAUUGCCCUCGAUUAUAAAAUAUCAACCAUAGGCAUCCAUAAGGACUCUGAAGAAUAUGCAGAGAAAAGAUCUCAGGUUCACCAACGUUCAGCAGAGCGACUGCUCCACUUGUGCUCUGUAAACGGGGGUGUAUAUAUCAAAGUGGGACAACAUGUUGGGGCAUUGGACUAUCUUCUGCCUCCUGAGUACACAAAGACCUUGAGUGUACUUCACAGUCGUGCCCCGGCAUCAUCCAUGGAGGACGUUCUCCGUGUCCUCCGUGAAGACUUGCACGCUGAACCAUCUGAAGUAUUUUCAAGCAUAUCAGAACGUCCUAUUGGGGCUGCGUCGCUGGCUCAAGUGCACCAAGUUACUCUGAAGGAAACUGGAGAAAAACUAGCUGUAAAAGUUCAACAUCGUCGGGUCCAACCGCACUCAAGAGUGGACAUGGCCACAAUGGAGCUUUUGGUGAACAUAGUAGCGAAAGUAUUUCCAGAGUUCACACUGAUGUGGUUGGCAGACGAGACAAAACGCAAUCUCCCUGUUGAGCUGGACUUCAUCCAUGAAGGUCAUAACACUGAGCGUGUGAAAAAUAUGUUUAAACACUUCAAAUGGUUAAAGGUUCCUGAUGUAAGAUGGGAUUUAACGAGUAAGAGGGUGCUGACCAUGGAAUUUUGCGAAGGUGGACAAGUUAACGACAAAGAGUACCUCACGAAGCAAAACAUAUCUGCUUCUCAGGUCUCUGAACGCCUUGGCAAGCUGUACAGUGAAAUGAUCUUUGUGCAUGGCUAUGUUCAUUGUGAUCCACACCCUGGGAACCUUUUGAUCCAGCCGGGGUCAGAUGGGCCUACCCUCGUUCUUCUUGACCAUGGCCUCUACACGGAGCUGACCAAUAAAUUCCGCCUCCAGUAUGCUCGGCUUUGGCUGGCACUGCUGAGAGCGGAUGUAAAUACUCUAAAGGUUGUUGGAGGUGAGCUGGGUGUUCGUGGAGACCUCUACAAGAUCCUGAUGUGCAUCAUUAGUGGCCGUUCAUGGACAGCCGUGUCAGAAGGCAUCGAUAAGCGCAAAACAUCUGCAAAGGAGGGCCAAGAAAUCCGGGACUUUGCCAGCGAGCAUUUCACUACGAUCUCUCAGAUCCUGAACAUGGUUCCCCGAGAAAUGUUACUCAUUUUUAAGACCAACGACCUGCUUAGAGGUAUAGAGACCAUGCUAGGUACCCGUGGAGCGUCGAAGUCUUUCAUGACUAUGUCACGUUGCUGCAUCCGUGCUGUGUACGAUGAACAAUUGCGGCUGUGCAGCAACAUGUGGUGCAAAUUUAACGUUCAGUUGCGAUCUUUUCUCACGGGAUGGUCCCUCACUGCGUAUGAAAUGUACUGUUGGAUGCGUAGUACCAGGCUCGCUACAGUAUUGCUAGGCUGCCAUGUGGCACCUUGAUUGUCAUGGUUCUGAUUAAUCUAUGGAGACCUGAAUGUGCUGUAAUUUAUCUUCUCUGACAUUUUUGUACACAUUAGGUGAUGCAUUCGGCCAACGCUAUUUUUUUACCGUGAGUAGUAUGGCUGUCGUGAACAGUCGUGGGAUGGCACCACACAACGAUACAUUACUGUUACGGGAAACAAUACGUUUUGCAACCCUUGCCCUAUGGGGUGGGUGCAGUAGUGUACUGUUGGAUGUAUAUUGCACUAUGCCUACCAGAAGAUGACCAGGUUGAUUAGAGCUACAGCCCCAAGCAGAAUUUAUAGAAGUUGUAUCCCAACAUAAUCCAUAAAAUUAUGUAAUAACACUUCAUAAAACUUAUUGGUGAUGAGAGGGCAAUGCUGCUCAACAUUGUUGCUUGCAGUGUGCUCAUACAAACGGCGUGAAAUAUAUAAAGCUACGGUGUAUAGCCCACUCAUUUUGUUAAGUGUAGUAAUUGUACUUAUACAAACUCUCAUGGGAGCAAUGCCAGUUCCUUCAGCUUUCCACCUGGAAUGGGCGUGUAGUUCCCAGCUGCAGGUUUCCUAAUGCAUGACACCCCACCUUGAAGAAUGCUGGUCAUUAGUCCAUCAUGUCAGCAUACUGGUGGAGAAUGUCUUCCACGUUUAAUUUUCAGAUCACAGAGCUUUUAAACCAGCAUUGCUGCUUAAACUGAAAAAGAAUGAACAACGAACAUGCCCCAUCCUGUGACAUGAAGUGCAUGAACCAAAGCUGCCACACAGGAGGCAAACCCACAAUACAGUAAUAGUAUAAUAAAUAUUUCAUAAUAGG
Ornithodoros turicata is the source of this 2598-nucleotide messenger RNA. RefSeq names its product aarF domain-containing protein kinase 1-like (gene Adck1). Bases 211 to 1788 code for a protein of 525 amino acids. The record is from RefSeq and is a predicted model, not a curated record. Gene Ontology annotation, biological process: protein phosphorylation. Gene Ontology annotation, molecular function: protein kinase activity; ATP binding. The transcript is spliced from 11 exons. Lineage: Eukaryota; Metazoa; Arthropoda; Arachnida; Ixodida; Argasidae.